Molecule: messenger RNA, 1743 nt
Organism: Limanda limanda (common dab)
Lineage: Eukaryota; Metazoa; Chordata; Actinopteri; Pleuronectiformes; Pleuronectidae
Gene: slc1a7a
Product: solute carrier family 1 member 7a
Exons: 11
Coding region: 1-1743 (580 amino acids)
Biological process (GO): L-glutamate transmembrane transport
Cellular component (GO): plasma membrane
Molecular function (GO): glutamate:sodium symporter activity; L-glutamate transmembrane transporter activity; neutral L-amino acid transmembrane transporter activity
Source: RefSeq, a predicted model, not a curated record
AUGGCGGUGGCUCUGGACGAAGUGUGGGGGCGGGUGAAGAAUGUCUGCAAGCAGAACGGGCUUCUCAUCCUGUCGGUGCUGGCCGUGGUCAUUGGCUGCCUGCUGGGCUUCUUCCUCAGAGGCAAACAGCUCUCCGAGCAGGAGGUGAAGUACUUUCAGUUUCCCGGAGAGCUGCUGAUGAGGAUGUUGAAAAUGUUGAUUUUGCCCCUUGUUGUAUCCAGUUUGAUGUCUGGUCUCGCCGCCCUGGACGCUAAGUGCUCCAGCCGCCUGGGCAUUAUGACCAUCUCCUACUACCUCUGGACCACCUUCGUUGCCGUGGUAGUGGGCAUCGUCAUGGUGUACAUCAUACACCCGGGUGGCGCUGCCCAGAAGGAGGACUCGGAGGAGAGCAAGAAGCCGAUGACCAGCUCGGCUGACGCCCUGCUGGAUCUCAUUCGCAACAUGUUUCCAGCCAAUCUCGUUCAAGCUACAUUUCAACAGUAUCGAACACAGAGAGUCCCAGAACUCAUCCCCAAACCGACGUUGGCUCAGCUCCUGGAUGAGGCCACCACGCGCAGGAUCUACAUCUACGGCAUCCAGGAUGACAACGGCACUGACAUUCAGAACUUCUCCCUGGACCUCACACCGCCACCUGACGUCAUCAUGAAAACAUCCCCCGGUACCAGCGAAGGCAUGAAUGUGCUGGGGAUUGUUAUUUUCUCUGCAACCAUGGGAAUAAUGUUGGGGAGAAUGGGACCCAAUGGAAGCGCUCUGGUCAACUUCUGCCAGAGUUUAAAUGAGGCAGUGUUGAAGAUUGUUGCCAUAGUCAUCUGGUAUUUCCCCUUCGGUAUUGUGUUCCUGGUUGCCGGAAAGAUCUUGGAGAUGGACGACCCUUCAGCCAUGGGGAAGAAGCUGGGCUUUUACGCCAUUACCGUGGUAAUGGGCUUGGUGCUGCAUGGGCUCUUCAUCCUCCCAGCCAUGUACUUCUUCAUCACUAAAAAGAGCCCCAUUGUUUACAUCAGAGGCAUCCUACAGGCUCUGCUUAUCUCCUUAGCAACCUCAUCCAGCUCUGCAACUCUGCCUAUCACCUUCAAGUGCCUCCUCGAGAACAACCACAUCGACAGACGCAUCAUCCGCUUCGUGCUGCCCGUCGGUGCCACCAUCAACAUGGACGGCACCGCUCUCUACGAGGCCGUGGCAGCCAUCUUCAUCGCCCAAGUGAAUAAUUAUGAGCUUGACUUUGGGCAGAUCAUCACAAUCAGCAUCACUGCCACUGCAGCCAGUAUCGGUGCAGCAGGAAUCCCACAGGCAGGACUCGUAACCAUGGUGAUCGUGCUGACCUCCGUGGGUCUGCCCACUGAUGACAUCACUCUCAUCAUUGCUGUUGACUGGGCCUUGGAUCGAUUCAGGACCAUGGUCAACGUGAUGGGUGACGCCCUGGCCACAGGCAUCAUGGCUCAUAUCUGCAGAAAAGAUUUUGUCAAAGAGGGGGAGCAGGUGCCUCUGAUCUGCGAGACCAAACCCAUGAUCAGCAUCCAGCAGAUGAUGACCUACCAGAACCAGAAGAACGGCUGCUACCAGCCGGCCCCCCCGGGCAGCAGGCAGGACCACUUUGCCCCGGACGUGGCCCGCCUGAUGCAGCUGGAGGAGGGCGUUCGGCCGGCAGAGAAGAAGAAGCACGGCCAGUCCUCCCAUCGCAAGAGAGAGCACAGGGACAAGGAACACUGUUCAAUUGACAUGAACGGCCUGGAGACUAAUGUAUAA